AAAUGGUGGCCAUAGAGGCACAUACUAAUUUUUUUGGACUAAAUACAUUGUUAAUUAGAUACUAAUAAGUUAAUUAAUCUAAUUAAUCGGAGCAAUAAUUUGGAAAUUAAAUUAAGAUUAGAAAAAAAGGAGACAAAAUAAUUAAAUGUGUGCGUUUAAACUGCGUAACCAGACACCUUUCAGCGGGAGGCAAUUACGUCACAUGAUAUUUGCCUGUCAUGCAACGUCGUCAUUCAUUUAUAUAACUAACCCCCUUUUGAAUUAUUCAUUAAAUUCCAGUAUUUCGAUGCGAUAAAGUACUGACAAAUUGGUUCGAGUGCAAACGAUUAGUCAUAAAUCUCCGAAACUUCGUCCAAAUAGCGAGAUUCUUUGGGAUAAAUGAGAACUCUAACGAAAAUGGUUAGGAAUUAUAAAAGAAAAAAGAAUGAUAAAUAUGACCAAGAAACUUUAAGGCGAGCAAUCCAAUACUACCGGGAUGAAAAAGUAAGCCUAAAUUCUGUCUCAAAGAAAUAUGGAAUUCCUCGGACUACCUUGCAAUACUGGAUGAAGAAGGAAUUUCAAGCGCCUGGUAUUCAAAAUAAAGGCCGAUUUAGACAUGUGUUCAUGCCCGAACAUACAACUCAGCUGAAACACCAUGUAAUGACGCUACAGAAAAUGUUUUAUGGCAUUUCGACGGUUGAUUUUAGAAGAUUAGCAUUUCAGUAUGCAAAAGCCAAUAAUCUGCAACAUCCCUUUAAUGAAGAAAAGAAGAUGGCCGGUCCAGAUUGGCUAGCUAAUUUUAUGAAGAAAGAAAACCUCUCACUGAGAACACCAGAGGGUAUGAGCAUGUCAAGAAUAAUGGGCUUUACUAGAGAAAAGGUGAACAAAUUCUUCGAAAUCUUUCAGCAAGUUAAGAUUGAUAACAAUAUACCCGCGGAAAGGAUUUUCAACAUGGACGAAAUAGGCGUGUCAAAUGUCCAGACACCGAAGAAAUUCCUUGCAACGAGGGGAUUAAGACAAAUAGAUAGAAUAACCUCUGCUGAUAAAGGGAGGAACAUAACUGUGGUAGGAACCAUUAGUGCUGCUGGUACAUUUCUUCCACCCAUGGUCAUUUAUCCAAGGACAAGAAUAAAUCCGAAUUUGCUCUUCGGCUCAUUUCCAGGAACUGCUGCCUAUGCUGCUCCUUCUGGCUGGAUGGAUGUCGAUUUAUUUUUAAAAUACAUCGGGCACUUCAUCAAAUAUGUCCGACCUUCAAUGGAAGCUCCUGUGAUCCUAAUAUUGGAUGGCCACGCAAGCCAUAAAUCGCUAGGAGCAAUUAACCUAUGCAGAGACAAUGGGAUCAAAUUAAUAACAUUGCCUCCACACACCAGCAAUAAAAUGCAACCACUAGACGUUGCUAUUUACGGUCCUUUCAAGACCUACCUUUAUCAGGAAAUAGACAAAUACAUGACAAACUAUCCUGGCGUAAGAAUUACCGACUUCACAAUGGGACCUCUCAUAAAGGAGGCAUACAUUCGGGCAUUUGCACCAGAAAACAUAAUGAAGGGGUUUCAGCGUUCCGGAAUCUCCCCUUAUAAUCCUGACAUCUUCCAAGAUGAUGAUUUCAUGGGCGCAAGUGCUGUAUUGAAUUCUCGAAAUACAACAUUUUCUAUUGCAGUGCCUUCUGCUCCUGUGCCGAUUCCUUCCUCUUCUGAGCUGUUGCCAUCUUCCUCUUCAUCUCACAUUACCAUGCCCACGGGUGAAAGCAAUAGUUCUACAGAAAAUGAAAUGAUAUUGAAAGUUUCUGAUAUAUCUCCUCUACCGAAACCCAAAGAAAAGUUUCCAAUCGGGGACACAAAUAACAACAAUCAGAAGAAAUAACUGGAUCCCCAUACAAAGCCACAUUAGAAGCCAAGACUAAAGAUAAAAAUCCAGAACUUGCCGAAGGACAAUGGAUUUGGAGAAACUGGAUUCGAAGUUAACUAAAAGAAGAGGCAGAAAAGUCCUAAAGAACCGGAAAAUGACGGUAAAAAUACUUAUUGCAUGUAUUGCAAUGAAGAAUAUGGAACUACUCAGGAGUGGAUUAUGUUCUGCAAGUGUAAACUGUGGGCUCAUGUGGACUGUACGGAUGUGAAAAAUAAGUUUGUUCAAUUUAUUUGUGACAUGUGUAGAGAAUAAAUAAUAUGCUGUUAAACAAACAGUAGAAAUGAAAUAUUCUUAAGUUCACUGAUUCAUUUAUAUUGCUUUUACAUUGCAUUAGGAUGUUUUCAUUUAUUAUAUGUUUGAUUUUAUUUUGUAAUUAAUUUUUGUUUACAUUUUCUUUAUUUAUAUGUCUUGUAACUCGAAUUUCGUUGUUAUAAUAUUAAUUAAAUAAAUUUUUGGACUUUCAUUUCUUUGAUUUAAUAGUGAAUUCGAAUUAAUAAUUGUCAAUAACACAAAUUUAUAUUGCAUUGUGAUUGCAUUGUUUUUAUUUAAUUAAUGUAUAUAAAAAUAUAAAACAAAAACUUUAUAUAUAUUAAAAAAAAAAAAAUAUACUAUUGAUAUGUACAGUAUCUCUAAAUGUGAUUUAUCUUUAAGAUAUUUUUUCCUUUAUGAACGAUGUUCUUUUAUCUAUUUCAAGCUGUAUAGAAUGUUUUGUAUUGUUCUAAAAAAGAAAACAAAAUUACUGCAAGUGGCUAAGUGCAUCUCUGUCACAGCGGGUAGAAAAGUCAUUUGGUAGGACCCACAUUUAUGAGACCCUCACAAAUUUAUUCACUCCAUUGAGUUUUCUUGUGUGAAGAAAUCUUUAUAUUUCGUCAAAUUUUUAUUAUUUAAAAUGCAUAACAUAAUUUUUAAUACAGUUUCGAUGAUUUUAAUUUAUUUGGAACGUUGCGAGCCUCUCUCGACCUCUUCAGAUAUGCCGUAGUUAAAUGUAUA
Messenger RNA from Centruroides sculpturatus (bark scorpion), 2874 nucleotides. RefSeq lists its product as uncharacterized. The record is from RefSeq and is a predicted model, not a curated record. Gene Ontology annotation, cellular component: nucleus. The transcript is spliced from 2 exons. The coding region runs from base 379 to 1839 and encodes 486 amino acids. Gene Ontology annotation, molecular function: DNA binding. NCBI's taxonomy places the organism in Eukaryota, Metazoa, Arthropoda, Arachnida, Scorpiones, Buthidae.